Molecule: messenger RNA, 2058 nt
Organism: Ustilago hordei
Lineage: Eukaryota; Fungi; Basidiomycota; Ustilaginomycetes; Ustilaginales; Ustilaginaceae
Exons: 1
Coding region: 1-2058 (685 amino acids)
Biological process (GO): glutathione catabolic process
Cellular component (GO): plasma membrane; fungal-type vacuole
Molecular function (GO): glutathione gamma-glutamate hydrolase
Source: RefSeq, a predicted model, not a curated record
AUGGCAUCCACAAGAACCCCAACCCACCGCCCAUCCAGUCUCCGCUCCACCGACUCUGCCUCCUCACCCAUCAACCCUAUCGCCGAAGAAACCAUCUCUGCUGAUGGCUCCAUCACCGCUGCCGCUCCACUCACCGAAACAUCCCCUCUCCUCCCAUCCCCCAAAUCUCGUCGCAACCUCUACGACAAGUACCUCCACUCUCCCAAAUCUCAACCUCAAGCAAAACCGCGGUCGGUAUGGAACUCCAUCCUCAUCCUCCUCUCCAUCUUCUUCUUCGCUAUCACCGCUUCCAUCAUUCUCAAGAACCUUCUAGGUGAGUUUGACGACCCAACCUCCCCCACCUCACCUUUCCCCGGUACAGACCCACGCGGACGUCGACAUCCAGCGAUCCUAGCCACGGGGCGCAAAGCUGGAGUUGCAACUGAAAAUCUAAUCUGUAGCAAAAUCGGAAUGGAUGUGUUGCGGGAAAAGGGAACAGCAGUGGAUGCAGCUAUUGCUGGUACCUUGUGCAUAGGAGUGUUGAAUAUGUUCAGUAGUGGAAUUGGUGGAGGUGGGUUUAUGAUUGUUCGUGAUGCAACACCUUGUUUUGACCGCAGCGGUAAGGGUGGGGAAGGAGGUGGCGAUUGUGUGGAGAGACUGACCAUCGAUUUUAGAGAAACUGCACCAGCAGCAGCGAAUAAGACCAUGUACGUUGGGCGCGUACCAAAAGCUCAAUUCGGAGGUCUUGCUGUAGGAAUUCCCGGCGAACUCCGAGGUUUGGAAGAAGCGCAUAAACGAUUUGGAAAGUUACCGUGGAAGAGAUUGGUGCAACCCAGUGUUGAGUUGGCCAAAGGUUCACGUGUGUCGAAGGAAUUGGCGAGGAGGUUAGGGUAUUUUGGUGGCUUUAUGUUGGAUGAUCCGGUCUGGAGGCAGAUUUUCGUUGAUGAAUCCACGGGUGAGGUUAAGAAAGAAGGCGAUAUCCUGGAGAGAAAAGCAUAUGCUAAAACGCUGCAGACGAUUGCAGAUCAUGGUCCGGACGCUUUCUAUUCGGGUCCGAUUGCGGAACAUCUCGUUAAUACGACUCAAUCGCACGGUGGGAUUCUGACAAUGGAAGAUAUGGCAACGUAUAAAGUGGUAGUGAAACCCGCUAUUUCAGGUUCUUGGCUUGGUAGGAAGGUCUACACUACGGACGCACCCACUUCUGGACCUAUCCUGCUGUCGAUCCUAAACCAGCUCAGUCUUAUCCCAGACUUCAUUACGGGAGAACCGACAAGUUUGAACAUGCACAGGUUCAUCGAGACACUCAAAUUCGGGUUUGGUCAACGAACCGAGCUUGCCGAUCCCGCUUAUCUCGCACCUGAAGAUGUCGAAAGGAUAGCAGAGAUCUCGACUAUAGAAGAAGCUCAGAGCAUCGUACCCAACAUCACAGACGACAGAACGCAUCCGCUAGAAUACUACAAUCCAAAAUUCGACAUCAUCAACGAUCAUGGAACUAUGCAUCUCUCUAUCCUCGACUCGCACGGUCAAGCCAUCGCCCUCACCUCCACCGUCAACCUCAUCUUCGGUAGCCAUGUUAUGGAUCCCCAUACCGGCGUCAUCCUUAACGAUGAGAUGGAUGACACAUCUACCCCUGGCGUACCCAAUGCGUUUGGCCUCGCCCCAUCUCCAUACAACUACCCCGAAGCUGGGAAAAGACCUUUAAGUUCAACCUGCCCAACAAUCAUCGAGCGCGAUGGAGAGGUAGAGAUGGUUCUAGGCGGCAGCGGUGGGAGCAGGAUCUUUAGUUCAGUGUUGCAAACCAUCUUCAACUGGGUUCUGUGGCGGAUGGAUCUAAGCGAAGCGAUUGAAGCUCCUAGAGUGCAUCAUCAGUUGUUACCGAAACAGUUGAGUGUUGAGACGGGCUACAGUAAUAAGACGUUAGCUGGCUUGAAGGGGAGAGGACAUGAGGUGAGUUGGAUUGAUAUUGAUUUAGGGAUUGCGGAGGUGCAAGCCAUUGCGGUGGGAGGAGGGAAGGGUAGGAGGAGAAGGGUUUGGGCUGCUAGUGAUAGUAGGAAGGGUGGAGUUGCUGUUGCGAUUUAA